AUGCCGCGAUAUGACCUCUUUGCGCGUCUUCCACUGCUGUCAUACGUAGAUCGCAUCCAUAUACGCUAUAAACCAGGUUUACGCAAUAGUGAAACGUGUAGACAACUGUUACUAUCUCUACUUCGUGCUGAAACGGCACGAAAAUACCCCAGUCUGUCGUAUACUUACGAGCUUCUCAGUUAUGACGAACGACCCGAGAUAACUAUUACAUUGGCUUCUAAAGUAUCGCAUAGGUUCUACGCAGACGAAUGCUCUCUAGAGGACAUUCAACGUGCCAUAGAUUGUGAUCAAUAUAAAGCACAUUUAACCUAUCUUCGGGAUCGUUCUCUGGAGGUACCUAGGGAAGAAGCAGAUUGA
This is a messenger RNA of Babesia sp. Xinjiang, 357 nucleotides long. RefSeq lists its product as uncharacterized. The coding region runs from base 1 to 357 and encodes 118 amino acids. The transcript has 4 exons. The record is from RefSeq and is a predicted model, not a curated record. Lineage: Eukaryota; Apicomplexa; Aconoidasida; Piroplasmida; Babesiidae.